Messenger RNA from Ornithorhynchus anatinus (platypus), 2724 nucleotides. It is a transcript of the gene POU2F1, whose product is annotated as POU class 2 homeobox 1. Gene Ontology annotation, biological process: regulation of transcription by RNA polymerase II. Gene Ontology annotation, cellular component: nucleus. The record is from RefSeq and is a predicted model, not a curated record. NCBI's taxonomy places the organism in Eukaryota, Metazoa, Chordata, Mammalia, Monotremata, Ornithorhynchidae. Gene Ontology annotation, molecular function: RNA polymerase II cis-regulatory region sequence-specific DNA binding; DNA-binding transcription factor activity, RNA polymerase II-specific.
GGAGUGGGUGAUCUUGGCGGAGAAGGGAGAAUGGAGGCUGUAUCGAUGAAGCAACGUACCCUGGCGGGAGAAGAGCCCGGGCCCGGGGCUCAGAGGACGUGGGUUCUAAUCCCGGCUCUGCCGCUUACCCGCCGCGUGACCUUGGACUCGAGAAUGAACAAUCCGUCAGAAAGCAGUAAACCGUCGAUGGAGAGCGGGGACAGCGGCACAGGCACCCAGACAAACGGGCUGGACUUUCAGAAGCAGCCGGUGCCGGUGGGAGGGGCCAUCUCGUCAGCGCACGCCCAGGCCUUCCUCGGACACCUCCAUCAGUCCAAAUCUAAUGAAGAAUCUGGGGACUCCCAGCAGCCAAGCCAGCCUUCCCAGCAGCCUUCGGUGCAGGCAGCCAUCCCCCAGACCCAGCUGAUGUUGGCCGGAGGACAGAUCACCGGGCUGACCCUGACGCCGGCCCAGCAGCAGCUCCUGCUCCAACAGGCCCAGGCCCAGCUGCUGGCGGCCGCCGUCCAGCACUCGGCCAGCCAACAGCACAGCGCCGCCGGGGCCACCAUCUCCGCCUCCGCCGCCACGCCCAUGACCCAGAUCCCCCUCUCUCAGCCCAUCCAGAUUGCACAGUGAGCGGCGAAAGGUGACCUGCAGCAGCUGCAGCAGCUGCAACAACAGAAUCUCAACCUGCAGCAGUUCGUCCUGGUGCAUCCGACCACCAACUUACAACCAGCCCAGUUCAUCAUCUCGCAGACCCCACAGGGGCAGCAGGGCCUCUUGCAAGCGCAGAAUCUUUUAACGCAACUACCUCAGCAAAGCCAAGCCAACCUCCUGCAGUCUCAGCCAAGCAUCACCCUCACCUCGCAGCCAGCAACCCCAACCCGCACAAUAGCAGCAACCCCAAUUCAGACCCUUCCCCAGAGCCAGGCUGCACCAAAGCGAAUCGACCCUCCCAACUUAGAGGAGCCCAGUGACCUUGAAGAACUCGAACAGUUCGCCAAGACUUUCAAACAAAGACGGAUCAAACUUGGAUUCACUCAGGGUGAUGUUGGACUCGCUAUGGGCAAACUCUAUGGAAAUGACUUCAGCCAAACAACCAUCUCUCGCUUUGAAGCCUUGAACCUCAGCUUUAAGAACAUGUGCAAGUUAAAGCCACUUCUAGAAAAGUGGCUCAAUGAUGCAGAGAACCUCUCAACAGAUUCAGCCCUCUCCAGCCCAAGUGCCGUGAAUUCUCCGGGGAUGGGAAUCGAGGGCUUGAAUCGGAGGAGGAAGAAACGCACAAGCAUAGAGACCAACAUCCGUGUGGCCUUAGAGAAGAGUUUCCUGGAGAAUCAAAAGCCUACCUCGGACGAGAUCACCAUGAUCGCCGAUCAGCUGAACAUGGAGAAGGAGGUGAUCCGCGUCUGGUUCUGCAACCGGCGCCAGAAGGAGAAAAGGAUCAACCCACCCAGUAGCGGUGGAACCAGCAGCUCGCCUAUCAAAGCAAUUUUCCCCAGCCCGACCUCCCUGGUGGCAACCACUCCAAGCCUGGUGACAAGCAGCGCGGCAACCACCCUCACAGUCAACCCGGUCCUCCCCCUCACCAGCGCCGCCGCCGUGACCAACCUCUCUGUCACAGGCCCCACGGAAACGGCCUCCAACCCCCCGGCCACGGUGAUUUCCACGGCCCCCCCGGCCCCCUCGGCGGCGACGCCACCCACCCGGAGCCCCUCCCCCUCGGCCUCGGCCUCCGAGGCAUCCGGCGCCAGCGAGACCAGCACAACGCAGACCACCUCCGCCCCCUUGUCCUCCCCUCUCGGGACCAGCCAGGUGAUGGUGACGGCAUCAGGGUUGCAAACGGCAGCGGCGGCCGCCCUGCAAGGCGCAGCACAGUUGCCCGCCAACGCGAGUCUCGCCGCCAUGGCUGCUGCGGCGGGACUCAGCCCAGGCCUGAUGGCGCCCUCGCAGUUUGCCGCUGGAGGUGCCUUACUCAGUCUCAAUCCAGGGACGCUAGGCGGCGCUCUCAGCCCAGCCCUGAUGAGCAAUAGUACACUGGCAACCAUUCAAGCUCUCGCAUCCGGCGGAUCUCUUCCGAUAACAUCACUGGACGCCACCGGGAACCUGGUGUUCGCCAACGCCGGAGGGACCCCCAACAUCGUGACGGCGCCGCUCUUCCUGAACCCCCAGAACCUCUCUCUGCUCACCAGCAACCCGGUCAGCCUGGUCUCGGCCGCGGCCGCCUCGGCGGCCACCCCCGGCCCGGUCGCCAGCCUCCACGCCCCCUCCACCUCCGCCGAGUCCAUCCAGAACUCGCUCUUCACGGUGGCCUCGGCCAGCGGGGCCGCCGCGCCCACCGCGGCCACCACCACCACUGCCUCCAAAGCACAGUGAGCCGGGGGGGGGCCCGGGCCGGGCCGGACCGACCGCCGCUCCCGCCGCUCGCCGGCCCCUCCGCGGUCAGUGGGGGCCCCCCCCCGCCAGCUGGGUUUGUAAACUGAAAAUGUGAUUGGCUUCCUCUCGCCGAGUUGCUGGGGACAAGGGAGAGAAAGAAAACACACACACACACACACACACACACGCACGCGCGCGCUCGUGUGCACACACUCAUCCAAAAAACAACAACAACAAAAAACCCCACCAACCAACCAGGAAGAAUGGAAAGAUGGGACAGACGUUUGCCUAAUUUUGUAAUAAACACUGUCUUUUCAGGAUCGCUUCACGGAUCGGAGAACUUUCUAACCAAAAAUGUAAAAAAAAAAAAAA